GGAAAAAGAAAUAGGCAUUAGAAAUGGUUGGGAAUGGAAAUGGAAAUGGAAAUGGAAACAGCAAGGAUGGGUUUUUACCAGACGACGUCCUCAUCAACAUUCUGAAAAGGGUUCUUGUCAAAUCCUUAAUUCGAUUCAAAUGUGUCUCCAAAGAUUGGUUAAACCUCUUACAAACCCCUUAUUUCACUGAACAACAUCUUCACCACUCUUCCCACAACAGCACCUUUCUUCUCCUCCAACGAAUCCCUCAUUCAUUUCAUCGUCCUUCACUAACCGCUUCCGAGUGUUUGAUUGGACCCGACUUUACCGUUCACCAUCCCCAAUUCAUCGAUUUCACUUCACCCGAUGCUAUGAUUGUUGGUUCCUGCAACGGCUUGUUAUGCGUUAGACACUCCAACUACAAGCUUUCCCUUUUCAACCCAGCAACAAGGCAAAUCAGACAUAUACCUGAAACCCUAAUUCACGUCAAAAGCUGUUAUUACGUUGGAUUUGGUUUCAGUCCUGUUGUCAAUGAUUACAAGAUUGUUAGAAUUUCGCUCUCUGAGUUGAAUGAUGAGGAUGGGAUUGUGGUUCUUGAUAACGUUAGGGUUAAUCGAGCUGAAGUGUAUUCUUUAAGAACCGGUUCUUGGAAAGAGAUUGAUGCCCUCGUUUUGCAAAGCCUGGGUCUUUGGUCUAAUUCUGUCACUAACAAUGGUGCUAUAUUUUGGCAAGCCACCAUGACCGAAUCUGAUCAUGAAUUUGUGAUUUCAUUUGACAUUGCAGAGGAAGUGUUUACCCUGUUAGAAGGUCCUCCAACUUCACCUGCUAUUUGUUAUAGCCAUGUCCUUGCAGUUCAUAAUGAUAAACUUGCUAUGUUUCGCUAUGCUGUUAUUGGGAACUAUGAAUCUUGUUCCAUUGAUUUGUGGGUGUUGGAAAAUAAUGGUACAUGUGCUGUGGCUGGUGAGAGUUGGAUUAAGAUGUAUAGUGUGAGGCCCCUUUCAGGAAUUUUGUAUCCACUGAGUAUUUGGAGAGAUUUAAUUGUUUGCUGGGAAGAAUCCGGUGGAUAUGGCGAUGAACACGGGGGAGUGAAAAUUGCUCUAUCCUUCUUCAAUCCUUAUAGCAAUGAAUUGAAGAAACUGCCUUCCCAUAGAGAGGAGUAUAGUUAUGCUUCCUUCAAUUAUGCACAGAGUCUUGUCUCAGUUGGCAAUGUUCAUCAUGAACAGUAAUAUUCAUAUUUCAUUUCAGUGUCUCUAUGUUUAUGGAGUUUGAUUGAAAUGUUAGCUUAUAAUGCUACAUAAUAUAGACUAGACUAAGUUAUGUUAUGUUGGUGACUCCAUAUAUGGUUUACAGAGUUUACAGAGGGGUUCAUGUAUGAUCUAUAAUGCAUGAUGUGUGAUUUUAAAUGAAGUUUUGAGCAAUC
Molecule: messenger RNA, 1399 nt
Organism: Abrus precatorius (Indian licorice)
Lineage: Eukaryota; Viridiplantae; Streptophyta; Magnoliopsida; Fabales; Fabaceae
Product: putative F-box protein At3g16210
Exons: 1
Coding region: 24-1205 (393 amino acids)
Molecular function (GO): protein binding
Source: RefSeq, a predicted model, not a curated record